AUGAUGAACCAUGCGGAUGAAUAUCCUGGUCGGAUGUUCUUCGGGUGCAAGGAUUACAAGCUCGGCCCCCCUCAUCUGGUGAAGUGGUGGGACGAGGCUAUGAUGGAGGAGUUCGAAGAAGUAAGAUGUACCAUGGAGAACCAGGGAGCACGCCUCACUGAAGCUCAAAAUGCAGAUCGUGAAGACCUUACGCGGAAUGAGGCAUAA
Molecule: messenger RNA, 207 nt
Organism: Microthlaspi erraticum
Lineage: Eukaryota; Viridiplantae; Streptophyta; Magnoliopsida; Brassicales; Brassicaceae
Source: the annotation of a GenBank genome assembly